AGAAAAAAAAACACAGAGAAUAAAAUAACAAAGGGGAAGGAAAAUCAAGAUGGCUAUGAAAUUAAGUUUCUUGGCAAUGCUUUUGUGCUUAUUGUUAGCAUCUACACCUAAAGCUCAUGCUAGUGUGUUUGACGUGACGAGUGCAACAUACGGUGCAAAGCCUGGCUCUGAUGUCAGUACGGCCUUGGCCAAGGCUUGGAGUGAUGCAUGUGCAUCGCCAUCCGCGAGUAAAGUUGUUGUUCCGAGCGGGACAUACAAGUUAAAAGAAGCAAAUUUCAGAGGCCCCUGUAAGGCUCCUAUUGAGAUGCAAGUUCAAGGCACACUGCAGGCUCCAGCAGACGCUAGCCAACUCACAAGACCGGAUACUUGGGUUGGUUUUCAGUACAUUGACAUGCUCACCUUAUCAGGUGGUGGGACUUUUGAUGGCCAAGGAGCACUUUCUUGGAAUCAAAAUGACUGCCACAAAAACAAAAAUUGCAAACCUAUUCCCGUUAAUCUGCGGUUCGAAUUCCUCACAAAUUCCAAAGUUCAGGACAUAACUUCACUUAACAGCAAAUUUUUCCACAUGCAUGUUUUCCGAUGCAACCAUACUACAUUUCAACAGCUUACCAUCACAGCACCUGACGACAGUAGAAACACAGAUGGAAUCCAUAUCGGGGCUUCGACUGGUAUCAACAUUACUCAUGCAAAGAUUGGAACUGGGGAUGACUGUAUUUCUAUUGGUGAUGACUCCCACGAAAUCACAGUGACUGAUGUUACUUGUGGGCCAGGCCAUGGAAUAAGCAUUGGAAGCCUUGGAAAAUAUAAGGACGAAAAGGAUGUGACCGGGAUCAUAGUUAAGAACUGCACCCUGACUAAUACGGACAACGGUGUGAGAAUCAAAACAUUUCCAGAUUCUCCUUCGCCUAGCACUGCCUCGGGUAUACACUAUGAGGAUAUUAUCAUGGUUAAUGUCAGUAACCCUAUCCUCGUAGACCAAUUGUACUGCCCAUAUACUCAGUGUGAACAAAAGCCUCCGUCAAAAGUUAAGAUAAGCAAUGUUAGCUUCAAGAACAUUAAGGGCUCAUCUUUCACUCCACUUGCAGUCAAGCUUGUAUGUACCACGGGCAUACCGUGUGAGAAUGUGGAGUUGACUGACAUUGAUCUCACCUACGGUGGAGACAAAGGCCCUCUUACCUCUAUGUGUUCUAAUGUCAAGCCCACAAUUACUGGCGUGAUAAAGGGUCUUGGUUGUGCUACAUCGUCCUUGGCACCUCUUCCUUUAUCCAAGAAGUAGAAAGUAAUAAUUAAUGUUCUCUAUACAUAAAUUGCUGUGUUCUACUUUGCUUUUGUGCUACAUGUUCUCUCCUUUGUCCAAGAUAAAUAAAUACACAACACAAUUUUCAUCAA
This is a messenger RNA of Prunus mume (Japanese apricot), 1389 nucleotides long. The record is from RefSeq and is a predicted model, not a curated record. Lineage: Eukaryota; Viridiplantae; Streptophyta; Magnoliopsida; Rosales; Rosaceae.